Cavia porcellus (domestic guinea pig) is the source of this 949-nucleotide messenger RNA. RefSeq names its product NADH:ubiquinone oxidoreductase core subunit S3 (gene Ndufs3). The transcript has 7 exons. The record is from RefSeq and is a predicted model, not a curated record. Lineage: Eukaryota; Metazoa; Chordata; Mammalia; Rodentia; Caviidae. The coding region runs from base 79 to 873 and encodes 264 amino acids. Gene Ontology annotation, molecular function: NADH dehydrogenase (ubiquinone) activity.
UUCCGCUUUCGGUCCGUGCCCUUGGGGCUCCGUGUCCUGUGGGCCCUUCCCCGGCUGCCGGGUCUGCAUCCGGGAAAAAUGGCGGCCGCUGCGGCCAGGGUCUGGUGGCGAGGGCUCGUGGGGGCCAGAGCGGUGGCCGGGGGGGCUGGGCGACCCUCGGCGUUGUUGCAGUGGGUGAGGACGGAGAGCGCCGCGGCCGACUCGCGCCCCACUGUUAGGCCGAAAGAUGCGGUGACCCAUAAGCAGCUCUCAGCUUUUGGCGAGUAUGUGGCUGAAAUCCUGCCCAAGUAUGUCCAGCAAGUUCAGGUGACUUGCUUCAAUGAGCUAGAGGUCUGUAUCCAUCCUGACGGCGUCAUCCCGGUGCUCACCUUCCUCAAGGAUCACUCCAAUGCACAGUUCAAAUCCUUGGCUGACUUGACAGCAGUGGACAUCCCAACUCGGCAGAAUCGUUUUGAGAUAGUCUACAACCUGCUAUCCCUACGCUUCAACUCUCGGAUCCGUGUAAAGACCUACACAGAUGAGCUGACACCCAUUGAGUCCUCAGUCUCGGUGUUCAAGGCAUCCAUCUGGUAUGAGAGGGAGGUCUGGGACAUGUUUGGAGUCUUCUUUACUAACCACCCUGACCUGAGGCGGAUCCUGACGGAUUAUGGCUUUGAGGGACAUCCGUUCCGGAAGGACUUCCCCCUGUCUGGCUAUGUUGAGUUGCGCUAUGAUGAGGAGGUGAAGCGUGUGGUGGCCGAGCCAGUGGAGCUGGCCCAGGAGUUCCGCAAGUUCGACCUGAACAGCCCGUGGGAGACUUUCCCUGCCUACCGCCAGCCCCCUGCAAGUCCCCAGCUCCAAGCCGGAGACCAGAAGAAGCCUGAAGCCAAGUAACUCUCGUGAGGCAUGUGGAUCCUGGAGAGCACCCUGCCUGCCCAUGAUGGAGUCUGUAAAUAAAUUCCUACCUAGA